Molecule: messenger RNA, 1026 nt
Organism: Hipposideros armiger (great roundleaf bat)
Lineage: Eukaryota; Metazoa; Chordata; Mammalia; Chiroptera; Hipposideridae
Product: histone H4
Exons: 1
Coding region: 657-968 (103 amino acids)
Cellular component (GO): nucleosome
Molecular function (GO): DNA binding; protein heterodimerization activity; structural constituent of chromatin
Source: RefSeq, a predicted model, not a curated record
GCAAACAUUUCAUUGCAUUGUUGGCAUAGGUGAUUGGUAGGUGGCGGGGUCCUAAGACUCCAGACACAGAAGGACACGGUUCUAACCCCAACACCACACACAAGAAUCAGUGGAGUUCUCCAAGCCUGGGAUUCUUCCUUUUUACAACGCAAGGAGUACUUUACAAAUUUGGGAGCAAAAUGUGGAACUUCAAUUAACAUCGAUUCCCCUUCCUAGAGCUCCUCCUUAGGAUGUUGAAAACGAUGUAUAUUGUUAUUCUCUGCAAACAGGCAAGUUCCACAAUCAGUCAAAUUCAAUAAGUAUUGCUAGAGUUGGAAUAAUAAACACUGAUAUUUUUAGAAGAAUCUUCACAUUUAAAUAUCAAUUUUAUCCCGGUGUCUCGCCCUUCUCUAGACAAAUGUAGCGUUACUGCCCCUUUUUUAUAAAUGAGACUGUGGUCAGAAGACCAAUUAUCUCCGACAACCCACAGGCACAAAACUAGAGACCACAGAAACCAGCGACUCUGGACCCCGGCGAGCAAACAGGAAAGAGUCAGAAACCCAGCGCCUUUCCCCGCCCCCUGGCCUUUCAGUUUCCUGAAACGCUCGGGAAAGUGAUAUAUAAGGAGCUGCAGCCAGCGCUGCGCACAGCCGUGUGACGGGCGUUAGGUCUCAGCAAUGUCGGGACGCGGCAAAGGUGGCAAGGGACUCGGCAAGGGCGGCGCCAAGCGCCACCGCAAGGUGCUGCGCGACAACAUCCAGGGCAUCACCAAGCCCGCCAUCCGGCGCCUGGCCCGGCGCGGCGGCGUCAAGCGCAUCUCCGGGCUCAUCUACGAGGAGACCCGCGGGGUGCUCAAGGUGUUCCUGGAGAACGUGAUCCGGGACGCCGUCACCUACACGGAGCACGCCAAGCGCAAGACGGUCACGGCCAUGGACGUGGUGUACGCGCUCAAGCGCCAGGGCCGCACCCUCUACGGCUUCGGGGGCUGAGCCUCCCCGCCGCGCGCUCCCGAGGCCCCGGCUGGUUCCCAAAGGCCCUUCUCAGGGC